AUGGCAGGAGUCAAUCAGAUCCUCAAGAAAUUUAGGGCACUUGCAUGUUCAAGUAGAAGAAAGAGGAGAAGCAACAUACCUAAUUUCCUUCCUAAAGAAAUCAUAUUCAACAUCCUGGUUUUUCUUCCGGCUGAUAUUCUUUACAAUGUGAUGAGAUAUGUUUGUCGAGAGUGGUAUAACAUAAUCAACAACCCUCAUUUCAUCAAUGCACACCUUCAAAAAUCAACAAAAAGCCUCCUUGUCCAAGACAUUAAGAGUCUAAAAGUGAUCGACUUGGUAGAGACAAACAGCAUUGGGAAUGUUUGUGCAAGAAAAAAAUUAAGAUAUGGGUUCUCUAACCCUAUUCUUUCUAGUUGUGAUGGCCUAGUUUUGUUCCGUCACGACGACAAUGACCUUCUAUUCUGUGUUGCAAAUCUCAUAACCAAACAGAUGCUAACCCUCCCUCCCUCAUUCCAACCUAUUGGAAGAAAUUCAUAUUCUACUGUUUCUGCGGUAUUAUACUAUGCUCAUUCUAUCAAGAGAUACAAAGUUGUCCAUGUCUUUUUUGUUAACCACUAUCAAUUCAAGUGUGAAAUAUUAAAUGUGGGUGGUGAAACUAGUUGGAGACUGAUUGAUACUAAUCAUAAUCCAACUAUUAAUCUCUAUUUCCUUGAUCUAAUUGGAGGACGAGGCCGAAAAAUUACUGUACACUGUGCCGGGGGAUAUCUUUAUUGGACUCUUCCUUAUAAAAAAUCUACUUAUCUUCUAGCUAUGAAUGUUGAAGAUGAAACGAUGCACCAGGUUCCAUAUCCGAUGAUCUUCGAGGCAAAAAGGGGUUAUUUCGUAGCGAGGGAAAGCUUUCUGACUUUGAUGAUUGAAGAUAGGAAUUGUUGUUGGGAGGUUCGGGCAUUGACAGAUUUAAAGACGAGAGAGUGGACAAGGCUUUUUAACGUUCACUUCUAUGGUCAAAGAGGCAUGCUUCAUCGUCAUUUGGUUCCUCAUGUCUGGUUAAAAAAUGGAGAGUUGGUAAUCUUUCAAAAUUUAUAUUCAUCGAAAACUUACAUUGUUUACAACAUCAAGACAAGAGAAGUUACUUCGUUUCUAAUGGGAGAAAGGGACAUGGGCUUUGAGUAUCACCACCAUGAGGUUCAUGUCAACAGUUUGGUUUCUUUGAAGGGACGUUAG
Cornus florida is the source of this 1164-nucleotide messenger RNA. Its product is annotated as F-box protein CPR1-like. The record is from RefSeq and is a predicted model, not a curated record. Gene Ontology annotation, molecular function: protein binding. NCBI's taxonomy places the organism in Eukaryota, Viridiplantae, Streptophyta, Magnoliopsida, Cornales, Cornaceae. Bases 1 to 1164 code for a protein of 387 amino acids. The transcript has a single exon.